Molecule: messenger RNA, 1103 nt
Organism: Hypomesus transpacificus
Lineage: Eukaryota; Metazoa; Chordata; Actinopteri; Osmeriformes; Osmeridae
Gene: uts2r3
Product: urotensin-2 receptor 3
Exons: 2
Coding region: 21-1103 (360 amino acids)
Biological process (GO): neuropeptide signaling pathway
Cellular component (GO): membrane
Molecular function (GO): urotensin II receptor activity
Source: RefSeq, a predicted model, not a curated record
CUCCGACCUGACAUAAUAACAUGGAAACGACGGCCUCUCCACCUCCAAGUCCCUCUCCAUACACCUUCGCCUUCCUCCUCAACGCCUCAGUCCCCUCCUCUUCCCCGUCCAUCUCUCCGUCUCCCAGCCUGGCCUCCACCGCUCUGUUCUGCUCCCUCCUGUCCCUGCUCUCCCUCCUGGGCAUCGCAGGAAACCUGUACACCCUGGGUCUCCUCCUCCGACGCAGGACUGGAAGGAGGAGACGCACAGCGGCAGUUCCAGCCUGCUGUCUGGCAGUGCUGAGCCUAGCCUUGGCUGACCUCCUCUACCUCUUCACGACUCCCUUCAUCGUGUACGACAGCCUGGCGUCCGACUGGGCGUUCGGGGAGCCCGGCUGUCGCCUCCUCCUGAGCCUGGACCUGCUCACCAUGCACGCCUCCAUCUUCACCCUCACCGCCAUGAGCCUGGACCGCUACCGGGCCGUGGCCCAUCCCCUGCACACCUCCUCGUCCAACUCGUCAGGCCUGCUGCGUGUGGGCCUGGCCUGGGGCCUGGCAGUGGCCCUCAGCCUGCCCAUGAUGAUCACCCUGCACCUGGAGGACGGAGAGAACCAGGAGGGCCAGCUGUGCGUGCCGGCUUGGGACGAGCAGAGCUCCAAAGCUUAUCUCACCGUGCUGUUUUGUACCAGUAUCCUGGGCCCCGGGCUGGCCAUCGGGGCUCUGUAUGCGACUCUGGGCCGGCUCUACUGGGUGUCCCAGACCAAGCCUGCCUGGGCUAGCGGGAGUACGGCCCACCCUCCCCGAGCGCCCAGGCCCAAGGUCCUGCUGCUUAUCCUGGGGAUCGUUCUGGCCUUCUGGGCCUGUUUCCUCCCCUUCUGGAUCUGGCAGCUGCUCCCUCUCUACCAGCCGGACAUCUUGCGGACGAUCCCGGUGGGAACCCAGGUGACGGUGAACCGCAUCCUGACGGGGCUGACCUACGGGAAUUCGUGCGUCAACCCGUUCUUCUACACGCUGCUCACCGGUAAACGCAGACGGAACCGACAGACGCAGAACUCAGCCAAUCAACUCUGCCGCAAGCAGAACUCAGCCAAUCAGAUCUGCCGCAAGAGUAGCCCGCUACAGUAG